CGCUUGCCGGGCUGGCUCCGGCUGUAUCUGGCGGCUGCUUCUGAGGAGGCUGGUUCCUAUUUUAAAUCCAGUCAAGAGAUCAAAAUGGCAGACGCGAGCUGAGCGUGAGGCAGGGAGGAGAGAUCGAGAGCGAGAGGGGGGCGCUGGGCAGAAGGCAACGCUCGGCUCUCCUUCUCCUUUUUCUCUCUGCCCCCCUCCUCUCACAAAUCCUCCGAAAGUGUUUUAAACAUAUGUUUAUGUCCUGGAGGGCAAGAUUUCCUGUGAACGUGACACACAAUGCCUACUGAUCCUGAUGCCUGCCAUUGAAAAAUCAUCUGUGCAUGUUUGAGUUUUAAGGACAUUUGCUGAUGUGUGAUCAGAAUGAGUGGAUUAGGGGAGAACUCCUUGGACAGCAUGACCAGUGAUUCAAGAAAACGCAAGCCAUUGCCCUGUGAUACCCCAGGACCAGGUAUUGACCUUCUUGGAGAGAAACGUCGACGUGAACAGGAAAGUAAAUAUAUUGAAGAACUGGCUGAGCUGAUUUCUGCUAAUCUGAGUGACAUUGACAAUUUCAAUGUCAAGCCGGAUAAAUGUGCAAUUUUAAAGGAAACUGUUAGACCGAUACGGCAGAUAAAGGAGCAAGGAAAAACAGCUUCCACUGAUGACGAUGUACAGAAGGCUAACGUAUCUUCAACAGGUCAAGGGGUUAUUGAUAAGGAUUCAUUGGGACCUCUUCUGUUACAGGCAUUAGAUGGCUUCUUAUUCGUAGUAAAUCAAGAUGGGAACAUUGUAUUCGUAUCCGAAAAUGUCACUCAGUAUUUGCAAUAUAAACAAGAGGACCUGGUUAAUACAAGUGUUUACAGUAUCUUGCAUGAAGAGGACCAGAAGGAUUUUCUUAAAAAUUUACCAAAAUGUACAGUGAAUGGAGUUUCUUGGACCAAUGAAGCACCUAGACAGAAGAGUCAUACAUUUAAUUGUCGCAUGAUGGUUAACACUGUACACGAUCUUCUGGAAGAUGUAGGGAACAACCAAGAUACACAUCAAAGAUUUGAAACCAUGCAAUGUUUUGCUUUAUCACAACCAAGAGCCAUGCUGGAAGAAGGUGAAGAUUUGCAAUCCUGUAUGAUAUGUGUGGCACGCCGUAUCUCAGCAGUAGAAAGGGUAUUUUCACCAAAUACAGAGAGCUUUGUUACUAGACAUGGCCUUUCAGGUAAACUUAUUAACAGAGAUACAAAUUCUCUAAGGUCCAUGAGACCUGGCUUUGAAGAUACAAUUCGUCGUUGUAUUCAGAGAUUUUUAUGUCAAAAUGAAGGACAGCCCUGGUCAAACAAACGCCACUAUCAUGAAGCUUAUAUGCAAGGUCUUGCUGAAACGCCACUCUAUCGGUUCUCCUUAGCUGAUGGAACAAUAGUGACAGCACAAACAAAAAGUAAAUUGUUCCGGAACCCUGUUACCAAUGACCGGCAUGGGUUUAUCUCCACUCACUUUCUUCAAAGAGAACAAAAUGGAUAUCGACCAAAUCCCAGUGCAAUGGGACAGAACAUCAGAACAUCUACAACUGCAAGUACAAAUUCAGUCAGUGGUGUCAUGAACAUGUCAUCUGGGCAAAAUAUACCUUUGCAGAACAGGAACUAUGGUAUGGGAGAUCCUAACUUAAUGGGGCAGAUGAGUGGUGCUAGAUAUGGAGGUCCUGGAAACAUGGGACCUGUGAACUCUGGACAAGGAAUACAGUCUUCUCCUUAUCAGAGUAACUAUGGAUUAAAUAUGAGCAGCCCACCACAUGGGAGCCCAGGCAUGACUUCCAGUCAACAGAAUUUAAUGAUAUCCCCUAGGAAUCGAGGGAGUCCAAAAGUGAAUUCACAUCAAUUUUCUCCUGUAGCAGGUGUGAACUCUCCAAUGGGAACUGCCAGCAACACUAGCAACAACAAUUUUUCAAGCAGCUCACUUAGUGCUCUUCAAGCGAUUAGUGAGGAAGUUGGAACUUCCCUUCUGUCUACCCUUUCUUCACCAGGUCCAAAACUAGACAAUUCUCCAAAUAUGAAUGUUUCUCAGCAAAGUAAAAUGGGCAAUCAGGAUUCAAAGAGCCCCCCUGGCUUGUUUUGUGAGCAAAAUCAAGUGGAGCGUUCCAUGUGUCAGUCAAACAGCAGGGACUCCCUUAGUAACAAAGAGAUCAAAGAAGAGGGCCUUGAAGGCUCUGAUCAGAGGGGACUACCUGAAAGCAAAGGGCACAAAAAACUUCUCCAGUUGCUAACUUGUUCCUCAGAGGACAGGGGACACCCUACACUGUCAAACUCCCCUUUGGACUCCAGUUGCAAAGAACCUACUGCCAAUGCCACAAGCCCUUCAUCUGGAGUCUCAUCUUCUACAUCUGGAGGGGUCUCUUCAUCAAACAUGCAAGAGAAGCAUAGGAUUUUGCAUAAAUUGCUGCAGAAUGGUAACUCUCCAGCAGAAGUGGCAAAAAUCACAGCUGAAGCUACUGGUAAAGACACAUACCAUGACAGUAGUGCUGUUUCCUGUGGCGAAGGAACAGUCAAGCAAGAACAAAUGAGUCCUAAAAAGAAGGAAAACCAUGCCCUCCUUAGAUACUUGCUUGACAAGGAUGAUGUAAAAGAUCCUCUUUCGAAAGACAUUAAACCUAAAAUAGAAAAUUUGGACAGCAAGAUGGGACAGUGCUGUAGUUCUGCCAUAACUACUUCAAGUCAAGAAAAAGAGAUGAAAAUAAAAACAGAACCCACUGAAGAGAUGAGUGGAGAUUUGGUGGAUAAUUUAGAUGCCAUUUUGGGUGAUCUAACUAUUGGUUUAGAGAUCUUGGUUCAGAGGAUCAACCAAUUGCACCUGCUAGUGGAGCUGAUGGCAAUGCACCUGCUGGCGGUCCGGACCGAGCUGCCGACCACCACCAGGGUGCAGUGCCAGAGGGGGCAAUUCCAAAGAGAAAGGUGA
Podarcis raffonei (Aeolian wall lizard) is the source of this 2919-nucleotide messenger RNA. RefSeq names its product nuclear receptor coactivator 3-like. Gene Ontology annotation, cellular component: nucleus. NCBI's taxonomy places the organism in Eukaryota, Metazoa, Chordata, Lepidosauria, Squamata, Lacertidae. Gene Ontology annotation, molecular function: protein dimerization activity; nuclear receptor binding. The record is from RefSeq and is a predicted model, not a curated record. The coding region runs from base 361 to 2919 and encodes 852 amino acids. Gene Ontology annotation, biological process: positive regulation of transcription by RNA polymerase II; cellular response to hormone stimulus. The transcript has 3 exons.